AUGGGUCGGGAUACUGGCUAUUUUAGAGCCAAGUAUCAAAUUGGACAGACGAUACGACCAGAGCCACGAGCUGAUACAGACUACCGGCAUGAGCCUGCGGCGGAGGAGUUCUACUCCUCCGACCAGGACGACGCCGACGCGGAGUUCGUGCGCGACACAUUCGGUGAGUCUCGAGGAGGGGUCUUCCGACGCCGUGCUUUGCUGCCCCGGGUGUUUCACCCCUAUAUGCUACAAGUGUCGGAUGUAAGUGACCCCGGCGGCUGUCGGUGUCAUGUGCCUGCAGAAACUCCUCCGGCAACUUCGAAUCCAAAGAGGCGGAUGGCGCUUGCACAGUCCAUGAGAUUUCCGCAGACAACCUGUUCAGUAACAAGCGCCGCGCUGACGACGGAGCGCUGUCGGAUGACGGUCACGUGGCGCGGUGCGAUGAGUGUCGACAUGUCGUUGCCUUUGUGGACGACAAAGGCACCUAUCACUUCCGACGGGUCAUCGCCAGUCCGCCGUGAGCGCGCGACCCCAGCCGUCGGGGUCGCGGCAGCCUGCACACUAAUAUCAUACCACCCUAAAAUGCAAUAA
Messenger RNA from Babesia bigemina, 573 nucleotides. RefSeq lists its product as hypothetical. Lineage: Eukaryota; Apicomplexa; Aconoidasida; Piroplasmida; Babesiidae. Bases 1 to 573 code for a protein of 190 amino acids. The transcript is spliced from 4 exons. The record is from RefSeq and is a predicted model, not a curated record.